AUGUUCUUACAACACCUUGUCAAACCGCUUCGCAACACCAACAACUUCUACCUCUCCACAUCAACCGCCAACAAAGCCAGACUAUUCUCCUCGACUUCCGCAGUCAUGGUCAAAGCCGGUGAUACUAUUCCAGAAGUCACCCUAGUCGAAGACUCCCCUGGUAACAUCGUCGAACUCCACAAGGAGAUCGGUACUGGAAAUGCUCUAAUCAUUGGUGUCCCUGCGGCGUUCAGUCCAUCUUGCUCCAACUCUCAUGUUCCUGGCUACAUCAACCACCCCAAGCUCAAAGACGCUGGCAAGGUCUUCGUCGUUUCAGUCAACGAUCCCUUUGUCAUGAAAGCAUGGAGUGAAUCCCUUGACACCAACAAAUCCAGCCGUAUCCGUUUCCUUGCCGACCCAUCUGGUGCCUUCACCCGAGCUUUGGACACCGAAUUCGACAGUGCCAAGGUCUUCGGCCAGAACCGCAGCAAGCGAUACGCCAUCACUAUCGAGAGCGGCAGAGUCAAAGAUGUCUACAUUGAGCCAGACAAUACUGGUGUUUCUGUCUCCACUGCUGAGAAAGUGCUGGGUUAG
This is a messenger RNA of Endocarpon pusillum Z07020, 573 nucleotides long. RefSeq lists its product as uncharacterized. Gene Ontology annotation, biological process: hydrogen peroxide catabolic process; cellular response to oxidative stress; cell redox homeostasis. The record is from RefSeq and is a predicted model, not a curated record. Gene Ontology annotation, molecular function: thioredoxin peroxidase activity. The transcript has 4 exons. NCBI's taxonomy places the organism in Eukaryota, Fungi, Ascomycota, Eurotiomycetes, Verrucariales, Verrucariaceae. Gene Ontology annotation, cellular component: mitochondrion; cytosol; cytoplasm. Bases 1 to 573 code for a protein of 190 amino acids.